UGAACUCAAUUCUGCAAUGAAAAGGAGACAUUGAGCCUUCGUGUGAGAAUACAUAAAAAUAACUGUAUGCAUUAAAAAAAAAAUACCAAAUCGUGUCUUGUAUGACAGUCUGAGCAGAGGCUGCACAACAGAUGAUUGACGGCGGGGUUUUUGGUGUUUCUGUCUGCGGUCGGGUCUCUCAUUGGCUGACUUCAUCCCCAGCCACGAAUGCUGCCAUUAGAUUGGCUGCGCGUCCUAGCCAGCUGUACUUCAAAGAACACGCUCUCUACAACUAGGUAGUGUUGGGAGCUGCGAGCCAAGAGAGAAACCGUGUGACCUGAGUCAAACACGGUGAGUCUGAAUCAAAUUGGAGCCGUAACAGCAUUGAAAUCGCGAACACCCUCAACACAGCACAGACCCUGGAUAUGGCCACGUCUAUACUUGGGGAAGAGCCACGGUUUGGAACUACACCUCUAGCUAUGCUGGCUGCAACUUGCAACAAAAUUGGUAACACCAGUCCUCUUACAACUUUACCUGACUCGAGCGCUUUCUCAAAAGGUGGAUUUCACCCGUGGAAAAGAUCCUCGUCCAGCUGCAACUUGGGAUCCAGUCUGCCCGGUUUCACAGUUGCAACAAGCCGCGCGUCGACAGGACUAACGCCGACCAGUGGCACAGGCAACAGCGCCUUUUGCUUAGCCUCCACCUCCCCGACCUCGUCUGCAUUUUCCACAGAGUACAGCGGUCUGUUUUCCAACACUGCCAGCGUCACGUCCCAAGAGUCCGGGCAGUCAGCGUUUAUCUCCAAAGUCCACACAUCAGCAGAGACUCUAUACCCGCGGGUGGGGAUGGCGCACCCGUACGAGUCGUGGUACAAGUCCGGUUUCCACUCGACCAUCUCUGGCGAUGUUGCCAACGGUGCGUCCUCGUGGUGGGAUGUCCACACUAACCCCGGGUCGUGGCUCGAUGUCCAGAACCCUGCAAGCACCCUCCAGACCUCACUGCACUCCGGGACGCCUCAAGCCAUCCACUCCCAGCUGAGUGGCUACAACCCGGACUUCUCCUCGCUGACGCACUCGGCGUUCAGCUCCACUGGAAUCAGCCCCACCGCGUCUCAUCUACUGUCUACCAGCCAGCACCUGUUAACGCAGGACGGUUUCAAAACAGUCAUCCCCACUUACACAGACACUUCCGCCGCCAACGCCAUGAUUUCUGGGGGCAGUUCAGGAAUAAGUAGCUCCUCAAGGUCGUCCCGGCGGUACUCCGGCAGAGCAACAUGUGACUGUCCGAACUGCCAGGAGGCUGAGCGGCUGGGACCCGCCGGGGCCAGCCUGCGCAGAAAGGGACUUCACAGCUGCCACAUUCCCGGCUGCGGUAAAGUGUAUGGAAAGACAUCUCACCUCAAAGCGCAUUUGAGAUGGCACACCGGCGAGCGGCCUUUUGUCUGCAACUGGCUUUUCUGUGGCAAAAGGUUCACUCGGUCCGAUGAGCUCCAGAGACACCUUCGCACCCACACCGGCGAGAAACGGUUUGCUUGCCCGGUGUGUAACAAGCGCUUUAUGCGGAGUGACCAUUUGAGCAAGCACAUCAAAACGCACACGGCCGGUGGAGGAGGCAAAAAGGGGAGCGACAGUGACACCGACACCAGUAACCUGGAGACCCCGAGGUCCGAGUCCCCAGAACUUAUUUUGGAGGGGGUAAAUCCCAGAAUCACUGUUAAGGAUCCGUCUCCUCACGACGAGCCCUAAUGAGGCUUCACCCCUCCAAUAAAAAAAAAAAAAUCAAA
Epinephelus fuscoguttatus (brown-marbled grouper) is the source of this 1762-nucleotide messenger RNA. It is a transcript of the gene sp9, whose product is annotated as sp9 transcription factor. The transcript is spliced from 2 exons. The record is from RefSeq and is a predicted model, not a curated record. Gene Ontology annotation, biological process: regulation of transcription by RNA polymerase II. NCBI's taxonomy places the organism in Eukaryota, Metazoa, Chordata, Actinopteri, Perciformes, Serranidae. Gene Ontology annotation, molecular function: DNA-binding transcription factor activity, RNA polymerase II-specific; RNA polymerase II cis-regulatory region sequence-specific DNA binding. The coding region runs from base 405 to 1724 and encodes 439 amino acids.